This is a messenger RNA of Trichophyton rubrum CBS 118892, 2921 nucleotides long. RefSeq lists its product as uncharacterized. The transcript has a single exon. NCBI's taxonomy places the organism in Eukaryota, Fungi, Ascomycota, Eurotiomycetes, Onygenales, Arthrodermataceae. The record is from RefSeq and is a predicted model, not a curated record. The coding region runs from base 600 to 2921 and encodes 773 amino acids.
UAAAGUAUGCUUAAUUUUAUCAAACUUGUCUGGGAAGGUGUUUAGCCUCAGGUCUAGCGUGACUGGCUCGAGUUAUGCGGUUUGGCUUGGGUGGAACCUUUUUUGUUAGCUUUUGAGAAAAUAGUGUGGUGGUUUUAAUACCCUUAAAGCCAUGCCAUCAUAGUCGUGGGGUUCGAUUUGCCUGUGAGCAGCCUGGCAACUCUGUAUGAUAAUCUCUAGAUACCCUAACUAGUUAACUAAUGGAGUUCCUUACGCCGCCGCUCGCUCGGCCGAUCUCGAGGGCCACCUAUGCCAAGAACUAAAUAUACACGUGACUUCACUAAAAACCAAGUUGACUGACUAACCUUAAUUCGGCUUUUGGGCAGAGCCUCAACAUCACGUGACUCCAGGCAACAGCGUCCAUAGGUACGUACCUAAGGUUGGAUCCAUCCAUUCCAACCAGUGAAUGCCUCGACGAUGCAUGCGUGGCCAUAUUAAACGGCUGGGCCAAAAAGGUGAGCCUAGCAGUGGCUCGUUUUCUUAAGACAGAAUAUUAAAGUGCUUGACUUUGGAGUGCUCGUGAUAUUUUGAGGGUAUCAACAAGUUUGUCGUGCGAAAUCAUGGCUUCUGAUGACGCCCUAGAUUAUAAGGCUCUCUUUCUACAGGCAGAGGAGAGGCGACUCCAGGCAGAAGAGCGGGCAAGACAGGAAAAGGAACGACGGUUACGAGCGGAAGACGAUCGAGAACAGGCCGAUGAGCAACGAAGGCAGGCAGAUGAGCAACGCAGGCAGGCAGAAGAAGCACGACAACACGCAGAAGAAGAGCGACAACAGGCUGAAGAAGAGCGACAACAGGCUGAAGAAGAAAGACAGAACGCAGAAGAAGAAAGACAACGGGCGGAAGAGCGUAACCAGCUUACGUCGUUUGAAGAAUUCAUCCAAACAUGUCAUAACCUACUCUCUCUACCCAUAAAGGUGCGGGAUGCCGCGCGCUCAACCAGAGGGUCAAUCCCAAAGCCAACCGGGAAGCUAUGCCCUACCUACCUUCGCCCCUGGUCAAGCCCAUUUCUCCUAGAUGAAUUAUACCGCCGCGUUAAUCACCAUUUUCAGCCUACUGAAAAGUUGUUUCCUUCUUUGGCUGAACUCGAAGCCGUUGCACGGAGAUGCAGUCGUCCACUAGGAAGUGAGAAAGACCUAGAAUUCUACGCGCACAUUGCUGUGGAACAGCAUGUCCAGGAUGUGAUAAUGGAGCUGUGCAACAAACCGCAGGCUCGAGAUCGUUUUGCUCUUGGGGAGGCAGUUGUAUUCGAAAACCAUGCGAAUGCUAUUGACGAAGACGACGAUAUGUCAGAUCAAUCAAGAGCGCGGCGCCCUAUACCGGACCAGUUUUGUGUUCAUAGAGUUGAUGAUGGCAACUACACACUACUUACAACUGUUGAAUACAAACCACCUCACAAGUUGUCGGUUGAAAAUCUUGCCGCUGGACUCCGACCAAUGAAUCUCUGGGAAGAGGUAGUCCAGCUGGAUGCUAUUCCGACUGAAGGAAAUGCAAAGCUACUGUAUAAUGCAGAACAGAUGACAGCAUCUACUCUGGUCCAGGAAUUCCAUGUGAUGAUCAAUGAAGGGCUCGAAUUUUCAUAUAUUACCAAUGGAUUGGCCUAUGUUCUACUUCGGGUGUAUGACAAUGACCCAACCACGCUUUACUACUACUUCUGCAAUCCUAAUGAAGAGGUUGAUUCGGAUACGUUAUCGAGGACAGCUAUCGCUCGAGUACUCUGUCUCUGCCUGAUGAGCUGCCGCUCACCAGUUCGGAACCAAGAUUGGCGAAAUAAUGCCAGGCAGCAACUACAUGUGUGGGAAACAAACCUCGAUUACGAAAGAGGUCGUAUACCAGAUGAUGAGCUAAAUAAAACUCCUCCGAGCUCUGAACAUGCGCCGUCUUCUCCAUAUGUGCCGUCCUCUCCGCUGAGCUCUCCAACUGCAGACAAUUACCGCCCAGUAACUCGAUCUCAGGCCGGCUGUGCACCUCAAAGCACAGCUGCACAUCCCUCAGAGCCCACAGAUUCUGACUCCGACUCCCCCCAGGCGGCUGCCGGAAGGAAGCGAAACUUAAGCCAACUAACAGCAUCGCCGCCCGGUCAACAACGGUCGCGCCAGAUGGAAAACAGGGGAAGUCAGAGUCAGGGAAGCUAUAGGGAAGAGCCGCACGUUGAGCUCUUUUGCACGCAGAAAUGCUUGCUCGGCCUUAAGCGUGGUGACAACCUGGAUAUCACCUGCCCAAAUGUAGAGAGACAUAGAUCGGUAGCCGGAGGGGACAAACACCCUAUCACCACGGAGCAAUUGGUGGGUUUGGUCAAGCAACAGCUUGAUACAACCCUUAACCGUGAUUGCUCGCCCUUUGGUAGCUCUGGCUCGUACGGAGCGCCAUUCAAAGUUACCUGCCGCCGGUAUGGUUAUACUGUCGUUGGAAAAGGUACAACCUCGUACCGCUGGAGUGAAGUAUCAAGCGAAGCAACUAUAUACCGUAUCCUCCGCGAAUUACAGGGGUCUGCAGUCCCCGUGUUUCUAGGACUAAUCGACCUUAAAAUGAUAUACUACUUACACGGCGUGGGGGCCAUCCAACAUAUGCUGCUCAUGGGUUGGGGAGGAGAGCACACAAGCGGACAUAAGCCCACUAAGGAACUCCUCAGACAAAUCAGACGGUCAGAAAAAGAGAUCCGCGCCUUAGGAGUACAUCAUGGUGACUUUCGCAGGGAAAACAUUUUAUGGAAUGAAGAGUUGAGGCGAGCACUGAUCAUUGACUUCCACCGCUGCAAACUCGUCCGACCUGAUAGGAAGAAACGCUCGGUGGACGGAAAUGGGCUCUUAGAAACCAAGAGUAAAAAAAAGAAGGCCAUCUCGUGUGGUACUCCAAUUGCUGGGAAUGUACCUAAUGCUGUUUAA